This is a messenger RNA of Melanotaenia boesemani (Boeseman's rainbowfish), 2606 nucleotides long. RefSeq names its product lisH domain-containing protein C1711.05-like. NCBI's taxonomy places the organism in Eukaryota, Metazoa, Chordata, Actinopteri, Atheriniformes, Melanotaeniidae. The record is from RefSeq and is a predicted model, not a curated record. The transcript has 5 exons. The coding region runs from base 1 to 840 and encodes 279 amino acids.
AUGUCGUCUUCCCGGGAGGUCCGCCUCCUGGCAGACGACUUCCUCGGAGUCCCGGUGUGGGUGAUCAUCGAUGGAAAUGCAGGUGACCCCUUUGCUAUUGCUCGGUUUCCUGAUCUUGAUGGUGUCCCCCUAUUCUCAAAUAGUGAGGAAUCUGAUGCUGUGCAAUUGGAUGCUGAGCAAUCUGAUGCUGAGCAAUCCGAUGCUGAGCAACCCAAUGCUGAGCAAUCCGAUGCUGAGCAAUCCGAUGUUGAGCAAUCGGAUGCUGAACAAUCGGAUGCUGAGCAAUCGGAUGCUGAGCAAUCGGAUGCUGAGCAAUCGGAUGCUGAGCAAUCAGAUGCUGAGCAAUCCGAUGCUGAGGAGUAUGAUGAGGUAACUGAUAGUUCAGAGUGGACAGGUAGUAAUGAAAGUGUUUCUGAGGACUCUGGGUACAGCAGCAUGUACUCUGAGGAAGACGACGACCAUAUUCCACCUGAGUUUCCUCCUCAUCCUCCUCAACAGCACAUCGCACCCCCAGAGGGAGACCUUCCUGACCGGCCACAGUUUGUGGUUUGUUUAGGAAGGAUCUCUCCAUUUGGCCUCUGGGAUCUUCAGGAGAGCUUUGCAGAGGACUCUGAUUCCUCAGCUUCCGUCCCUAGCUCCUCCCAAAAGAGGAGCAGGGAGGACAGCGACGGGGAUCAGCCCUCUGCAAAGAGGCCGAGGGAGAGCUGUGAGGAGAGCCCUGGAGAGGAGCAGUCCUUUCCAGACUCGACUCCCUCAACCUCUGGCUUGAAGAGCAGGUGUGACGUCAUUGACCUCACUGUGAAGAGACCGAGGUGGGACGAUGGCAGCAACUCUGACUAAACUUGUCAACUCCUUCAUGCUGCAGGAUCUGACAACUUUAGAUCGGACAACUUUAGUUGCAUAAACCAUCAGUCAUGAACUUCAGCAACAGGAAGGGGCUGAAUGUUGCUUCUCCAGAUGUGACUGUUUUCCAUCUGGAGAUAAUUAUUUCUUCAUUUGUAUACAUGUAUAUUUCUAUGUCUAACCUUUUGAGUCUUACAGGACUGGUGAGCCUCGGGUAGGUCUUGCAGCAGGGCUUUCCUUCAUCUGGUCCCUGGAUCAACUUUUGAAAACUUGCAUCUGUCAUGAUUCUGAGUGGACGUCCACAGAGCUUGAGUUGGUGACCCACGCGAUCCAGUCCAGAGGACCAGAAAUGGUUCCCCCAACGUGUGAAUCCCGGUUCCAGUCUGUCUCCUUUACAUCCGUCCACAUGACAGAAGGUGGAACCAGGAUUCACACGAUGUGCGAAAAAGGUUUCCAUGGCGAUGAAGAGCUCCCAGCCAGAUGACAGCAGCUGUUAAGACAAACAACAUGAAGUAAGUCCAAAGUCACGAUGAGCUAAAGAUAACACCAUCAAGUGUAUUUAAACGAUUUUUGUGACAUUAUAGAAAAUAUUCCUGACUGUUUUUUGCUUUAGGUCAUGAUUCUGAGUGGACGUCCACAGAGCUUGAGAUGGUGACCCAUGUGAUCCAGUCCAGAGGACCAGAAAUGGUUCCACCGACGUGUGAAUCCAGGUUCCAGUCUGUCUUCUUUACAUCCGUCCACAUGACAGAAGGUGGAACCAGGAUUCACACGAUGUGCGAAAAAGGUGAGUUAGUGAUUCUGUUCUGAACGUGUCCUACAAUAAUCUCAGAUUAAACUGUAGAGAAAGUGUGUAUGCUAGCUAGAAAUGUUGUUCAUUUACUGUCAGAGUCACUGACACAGUUUUUCUUCUUUGACUUCUUCGUUUCACUGAGGUGAUCAUGACUGAGAUGACACACGGCCGUCGGCCUGAAGGACAAGCGAGGUGGACCACAGAGACCCAACUUCUGUUGUACAUCCAAGGUUUCCAUGGCGAUGAAGAGCUCCCAGCCAGAUGACAGCAGCUGUUAAGACAAAGAACAUGAAGUAAGUCCAAAGUCACGAUGAGCUAAAGAUAACACCAUCAAGUGUAUUUAAAUGAUUUUAUGUGACAUUGUAGAAAAUAUUCAUGGCUGUUUUUGGACUUUAGGUUAUGACUCUGAGUGGACAUCCACCAGACUCCAGCUGGAUAAAACGAGCUCCUGAUGGUGGACGUCCCAGGAAGCUUCAGCAGCACCACCGUCCCCUGAACACACCCCUGCACCAAACCUGCUCCUAGACUCUAAACCAGGGAUUCAACCCACCGCGAUGAUGAAGAGCACAGCUGCACACAUGAAGCACAAAGACCCUCUGAACAUCUGCUGGCCUCCGUCUGCAGACAUCACUAGGCUUUACAGAGACACUGCUUUGGAUGAGACCUUCACCUCACGCCGCCUCAGAACGGUGAGGAAGAUCCUGGAGGACUCAUCUGCUCACCGUGCGCUUGAACUGCGGUCAGGCCGACGUUACCGAACAAUCCAAACCAGGACCGCCACAUCUUUUACACAACAGUCAGAACUGUAAAAAACAUGUUAAAACUCAGCUUAACGUCUGUGUUUAACAUCAUGUGUGUAAAACUGCUCAUUUUAAAAUGGUUUCAUGUUACUUUAACUUGUUUCUUAAUGCUGUGCAUUUAACUUAACUUGUGUUAACAUGUGUGUAUGAAAUGCUUUCAAAGUACCAUCAUG